AUGAAUGGUCUAGUAACUCUGAUUACCGGUGGUGCAUCUGGUCUUGGUUUAGCUUGUCUCAAUCGAUUUCUUAAACAAGGCGUUAGUCAUGUACAUUUUUGUGAUCUACCGUCAUCGAAAGGUGAAGAAAUCGCUAAAUCCAUGGAUCCAUCAUUAGUUACAUAUCAUCCUACUGAUGUUACUCAUGAUGAUCAAGUUGAAGAUAUGUUCAAGAGAAUACAACAAAAAAGCUCUAAGCUCAAUUGUCUUGUUCAAUGUGCGGGCAUUGGUGUCGCAUUCCGUUGUUAUAAUAUCAAUAAACGAAGUAUGCACUCUAUGGAAGAAUUCAACCGAGUGUUGAACGUCAACGUCGUGGGCACAUUUAAUGUGCUGAGAAGGGCAUGUCAUCUGAUGGCUGAUAAUCAACCAGAUGCACGUGGACAACGUGGUGUGAUUGUGAAUACAUCGAGUAUCGCUGCCUACGAAGGACAGAUUGGUCAAGUCGCAUAUUCAGCUGGUAGCGGUGCACUAGCAAGUAUGACACUUCCAUUAGCACGUGAUCUUGCAAGUGCUGGCAUACGAGUUUGUACUAUUCUUCCUGGUGUUUUCGAUCAAACGAAAAUGGUCGAGCCAUUAUCAGAAAAAAGUAAACAAUUGUUGGCGAUGAUGGUGUCGUUUCCAUCACAGCUUGGCUUACCAGAUGAUUUCGCACAAUUAGCACAAAAUAUUAUUGAGAAUCAGUACUUAAACGGUGAAAACAUUCGUUUAGACGGUGCUCUUCGUAUGCCACCCUAA
Molecule: messenger RNA, 774 nt
Organism: Adineta ricciae
Lineage: Eukaryota; Metazoa; Rotifera; Eurotatoria; Adinetida; Adinetidae
Source: the annotation of a GenBank genome assembly